Messenger RNA from Vanderwaltozyma polyspora DSM 70294, 264 nucleotides. It is a transcript of the gene OST5, whose product is annotated as dolichyl-diphosphooligosaccharide--protein glycotransferase subunit. NCBI's taxonomy places the organism in Eukaryota, Fungi, Ascomycota, Saccharomycetes, Saccharomycetales, Saccharomycetaceae. Gene Ontology annotation, biological process: protein N-linked glycosylation. The transcript has 2 exons. The coding region runs from base 1 to 264 and encodes 87 amino acids. The record is from RefSeq and is a predicted model, not a curated record.
AUGAGUUAUGAACAGUUAUAUAAUGAAUACACCUUAAGCAGAGCUUUUGAACCUGUUUUCGCUUUGGAAUCUCAGCCAACAAUGGCAAUUGUUGCUAGUUUGAUAUCUUUAGUAUUGGUUUCAUUAUCUAUUCUUGUAAUGAAGUCUAAGAAUCAUUCUAUUGUUGUUAAAUUUAUAAUCUUCUCGAUUAUCAGUGCAAUUGCUUCUUUAUUCUGUGGUAUAACAACAGUAUUCACAACAAACUCAUUUGGUGUCUAUGUUUGA